AUGGCGAAAGCUUCUCGAGGAUCACGUUACCUAGAUUUUACAGAAUACUCGCAGAAAUCAUACUUCAGCAUGUCGGCGGAACAACAACAAUUUUUUUUGAAAUGGAACGACUUCCAGUCAAAUAUGGUUUCAUCAUUCAAACAUUUGAGGGAUGAAAAAAGUUUCACAGAUGUUACCCUAGCUUGUGAAGGACAGACAUGUAAAGCUCAUAAAAUGGUGUUAUCAGCAUGUAGCCCUUAUUUCAAGUCCUUGUUGGAGGAAAAUCCUUCCAAACAUCCAAUUAUAAUUUUGAAAGAUGUUCCAUACAGUCAUUUACAGGCCAUAUUGGAAUUUAUGUAUGCUGGAGAAGUAAAUGUAUCACAGGAACAAUUACCAGCAUUUUUGAAGACUGCUGAGAGGUUGAAAGUGAAAGGACUCACUGAAGCUCCACAGUCCAUAAAACGUGAAGGAUAGAAAUGUGCAGAGAGAAUUUGAACAAAAAUUUUGAAUAAGUGCAUUUUACAUGUUACAAAUAAGAGUUCACUUAUUACACAACCUGAUACUAAAUAAGCAAAGUGACAGAUGGAGACUCGCUACAUCUUAUAAUUUGAAUAGGAAAAUCUUCAGUGUGAAGGUUUGUGCUGAAGUGUCAAGUGUUGGCAGUCUAGUGAAAUUGCCAGAUAAUUCUGAAAUGAGAAGAUUAACUUCAAAAACUGGAGUGCUGUUUGGCCUGGGUUGAAAAAUUGUAUUAAAUGAUGUAACUCCUUCACAUCAUAAACGUCCGACUGAUUGUCCUGUUAAACUGUGUAUAUAUAUAUGAAGUUACCUCUCAACACAUUUCAGUGUGUUGUGCAUCAAUGCAUUUUGCUUAAAAGAGUAAUAAUUUAAAAGUGACUGGGCUUAUACAUUAUUUUUUAGAUCUGAAACCUCUUUUAAAAGGGGAAAGAUUAAUAAAUUACAGGGUAAAUAUUUUACAAAUUAAAAAUGGAUUGUUCUUUACAGAACAAUUGAACUAUUUAUUUCAACAUUUCACAGUAAGGUUUAAAUAGAUAGAUUUUAUCCCUAACAAAAGAAUUAUAAAAAAAAACUUUAAAACUUAAUUUUUCAGUAAUGCAACCAUGUAUCGAAAGCCUAUUUUGACAAAUAUUUUAAACCGUUACAUAAUGAUAAUCAUACCUUGAAUGGUUGAAAUAUCCAUUACGAAGAAUUUUGUAUUUAAGUUUGUAAAUUCUUCAAUAGUUCAAGCAAUAGUUAAUUAGUUAUUUACGAAAAUUAAUUUUCAUCAGUUAUAGGGGGGGAAUACAACAUUAAUAAGAAUUUGUGAAUAUACUGUUUUUUGUUUUUUUAAGUUUAUUUCUUACGAACAACUGUGCAAAGUGGUGAAGUAACAGAUGUCAGUAGUUUGCCAGAAUUGUAUGCUUGAACUUGACAGUUUGUGUAACUGUGUAUAUAGGUGAAUGACGAGUCGCAAACUGUUGCACGAUUAUUAUUACUAAAGAAACUAGCAAGAAUGUUGUAUAAUAUAAAACUGUCAAGACAGCAGAUACACAAUAGUAGGAUUAUUUGAUUGAAAACUUUCACCUCCGUUUUUGUAAUAUUGGACCUUUCAAAAGCUAAGUUACAGACAACAUGUUUGUACAGCAUUUUGAUAUUUCUUUCACAUUAUGGCUUGUCUAAUAGGCAUUGAGAGAUUGAGAUGUGGUUACCCAACUAGAACAGUAUACUUUUUGUAUGUGAAAAAAGACAUUUUUAUAAUGAAUAGCAUUUUGUAACAAUGUGUUGUGGAACAAAAAAAAAGACGUAUUAUUCAUAUUUAAAUUUUUGUCAUGCAUCAUCCCUUUGAGAAAGGGUCAUUUUACUUUUGGAGUGUAAUAUGAUUAUUUUAAAUUUUAUUUUUUCAUAUUGCAAAAUUAUUUCAAGUUGCAGGAAUCAUUGCACUAUGCACUAUUCCAUGUAAUAAAUCUUGAAUUUAAAUAUUACUGAUUAUUUUAAAUUUGUUUAGAAACCAUAUAAGUGGUGUAUAUUUUUUCUGUUGCCUUAUAUCUUAAAUAUAUCAGAAAUACUCAUUAGCUAACUGACAACUGGUGAUUGUCAACAGAUGUUUCAGGAAGAAUAAUUUAAAUCUAUGCCUACUUCACAUUCUGAAGAAGUAUUAGACAAAUGAAAAUUGGCAAAAUAAUUAUUUUAUAUGGUUAGAAAUUGUGUACAUCUUGUUUUCUUUGCAUGAUACCAGAAAUUUCUUGGAAAUUUUAAUUGGCUGACAUGACUGGUGAUUAAUAACUAAUUUUUCAGAAGGAAAGUAAUUUAAACUGAUAAAAUUUCUAGGCCCAUUUCACAUGUGGAAAAAAUGAUUUUUGCUAAGUUUGGCAACCUAAUUAUUUUUUGUGAAAAUGGAGGUUACGAAAGCAUUAUAAAGUACUGUCUCAAUGUUGAAUGAUAGUUUGAUCCCAGUCAGUGUUUUGGUAAUUUGGAUUUCAGUACAAAAUUCAAUGCUAUUCAUAUCUAAAAGAAGUAAAUACACAUGUUCAGAGUACAAAAUAUUCAAUUUAUUAAAAUUUCAUUCCAAUGAUUGGGUUAGCUUGUUCAUUGAGGAUCAACUAAAGUGGGAUUAUUUUAUCUGUGUUGCGCUGUUUUUAAUAUUUACAACUUGUGGAAAGAUGAGUGAUUUUCAAGUUUAGAAAUUAAUAGCUAAUAUUUUAAACAAUACCUGCUUUAUUUCUUCUUAUGAGGUUGAAUUUGUACAAACUACCAUCACCUGUUCAUUGUACCACUGCUUAGAGGGAAAAUGAGUGAAUAUUCUGAAGUGCUUAGUAUGGUAGAAAAUACUGAAUGGAGAAAACUAUUUGUGCCUCGAGUGAAAUGGACUACCCAUUAAAAUUUGUAAAUGUUGGUGUAAUGUUUUUUAGAUCGUUUUUUCUAUACUGGAGACUGAAAAUAUACUUAAAUAUUCUUAAAUGUGGAGUAGGUAAAAUGACUGCUUCCUUUCAUCCAGUUGAUUUCUAAAUAACUGGUGCUAAUUUGUAUUGUUUGUGAAGCGGCCAAACAUGAUUUUCCACUGUCUUAUGUUAUUCAAACUAAGCUUCUUUCAUACUUCAUUGUAUGCUUUAUGGUUGACUUUUUAGUAUGUAAUUUAUGUGUUGUGGUUCUGAAUGUUACUGUCAUGUGUACAUUGUGUGUAAAAUUAUAAUUUUGUUAUUUAAAUUACAGAAUAAAAUAUUCAGAAAAUACUGUGAAGUGUGGUGCUGUAAAAUCUUUUCAAUUGUUACACUGAAUGAAUAAUUACAACCAGAUAUUCCACGAGCAAAGUGGAACAAUUAAGUUUAUGUAGGAGCAAUCAGAAUUACAUUCACAAAUAUGAGUAGAGGAAAAAAAACAGGCAGGGUAACUGAACUUGAGAACUUUGAAAACAGAAACAGGUUUUUGUCACCUUAAAUUAUUUUUUAUUUUUUACCUAUUUUCACACUUGAGUGUUAGCAAAUCAUAAUAUUGAAAACUGUCACUUCCUUUUUCCCUCUCCCACCCCUCUUUUGAGUAGAAGUUAUGCCAUCCCUUACAUUAUCACAAAGAAUUUCUUUCAACAGAAUUAGCUAGGAGUGGUUAUUUUGAUUUAGGAGUAAAUGAAUAUUAAAAAAAAAUGGGGCUUCAAUUUAGCUGCAGCCUAGGGCAAGUUGCUUAUGUUUACUGCCCCAUGCAUUUUAAAACAGAAGUUUUCCAAAGACUUAAGGGCCUCUAUCAUUUGUGUAAAGCAUCAAUUAAUGUUGUAAUUGCAUGCACAUUGAGCCACCAGUUCUAUUAAACUCAUCUUUUGCUCCUGAGAUGGUAUCAAUGAGGCACUGAUGAGAAAUGCAAAAGAAAAAUUGAUAUUUCAUAUUUUUGUAUAGUUUUUGUGCAUAUUUAAAAUGUAUUUUACACUGUUAAUCAUAAAAUCCAAUAGGUAUUACAUUUAUUUCUAUCACCAUCAACUCACACAGAGAUAUUAUUUUAGACAUUACUAUCUUUGAUUUGUUUCAUGUGAUUUUUUCACAUUUGUCAAAUGGGAGAGAUGAGUAUAACCUACCGUAGACCGCCAGUUGGACAGCCUAGCCCUACGAAGAAACAAAAGGUUUCCGGGUGUUUUCUUCCAUCAAUAGAGUUUUUGCAAACCACGUAUUCGAAUGAUGGAACCCUUUCAAUUUGUUAUUUCAGAGAAAUGAGAUUUGGAAUAAGUAGUACAAGAAUGUGUAAUAGUAAUGCGUAGAACAUCUGUGCCAGAGUUUGUAGAUCUAUGCUGCAUCUUUCAAGACUCCCACCAAAUUAGAAUUGCAAUUCGUGUCUCCACAUGUGUGAUAAGAUUAGAUAGAAAUGUAUUUAUAUAUAAAUGUAAAUAAAAUGGAUAAGAAAUUACUCAGUUUUUGCAGCUGGUAUUACAUGGUGUAAUUACUGAAUACCUGAAUUUUGUGGUCAAAUAUAUAUUUGUAAAAGAAAUGGAGUAGCUUGACCUCGUUGUGGGAUACAUGGUUUUUCUCAAUUUCCGAUAUGUGACAGACAAAGAUAUCGUUCUUCAUUUUAGGUUUAUAAUAAUUAUAUUUAACAUAUAUAUUCAAAUCUGUUGUAAUAUGUGAUCGACCAAUUUGUCAGAUGACAUGAUACAAAAAUUGUUAUACAUUGGUCAAAGUACAAUCAUUAAUAAAUUAGACCUGUAGUUAAUCACAUUGUUAACAUUCAUCUUAAAAUGGCACAAUAUAUUCUACAUACUUAUGUAGUUUGAUAAAUAUUUGGACCAAUUGUCUUAAAUUGAAAAAUAAAUAAAUCCUGGAGUGGUCUUAUUUGAAACACAAUAUGAAAUUGUGGGUUCCAAAGCUUUACAACAGAGUGUUGUAAAUGCAAUAUAGUUCAGCAGAAUUGCAUUAUUUAUUUUAAUUAGUCUUGAUGUGGCACUGGACAAAUGAUUAUGAAUAUACAUUUUUCUUAAUGUUUAGGAACUGCUAUCCAUGCCAAUAUAUUAAUUCUACAAGUCCAUAUUCUACAUUCUAUCCUAGAAUAGCAUUUAUAGUAAGGGUAUAGUGGAAUAAGAUCAAAUCAGAAGUGGAUAUUAUUAUCUUAUUCUACUCCCAAAAUAAGCUUGAAAAACAUUUUUUUAUAAUUAAGUUACCAUAGUGACAUAAUAUUGAAACGUAUUUUUCUCGUUUUUGACAAUGUAUCUUGGCAGAAUUUAGGUUUUCUUGACAUGUAAUGUAAUACACUAUUCUUUAGACAAUUUUUUAAGAUAUACACUAAUUUCUUAUUAUAUUUAAGACCAACGCAAGGGACUAUUUUAACUGAAUAUCUUACUUUUUUAAAGUUUAUUUUUGGACUUUCCAGGCGAAUGCUUGAUUUAGGAACCAAAUGACUAUUUUCAUUGGAUUUCUCGUCCGAAAAUACGUAAAUAAUCGGCUGAUAGGUCAAUUUCACUUUGUGGUCAACCCCUUUUUCGAAUUUACAAACGCAUCAGUUAUAAAUCAUGGAUCAUUAUUUUGUUUUGGUUUAAUUGCAAUGUCCCUAGAUCAGUCUUAAUUUUUCACUGACAUAUUUUCAACGGAAAUACAAAUAAAAAGAGCGACAUGUAUAGACAAACAAAGAAGCAGUUAUUUCACAAUGACGGUCUUUCUAUGAUCUAAUGUAUGCCUGAUGCUGCACGAACGAGCGUUGCCAAUGAAAGGGCAGAGCAAAGGCUCUUAUUACUUUUUUUUUUUAUUGAAAAUGCGCUCUGGAUCAUCUAACAAAAAUAUUGCUACAAUCUCUAACCUCCCUAAUGAACAGUGUUUAUCAAAUAUUUGUGAUUAUAUUUUGAAAUUUUGUUAAAAAGGCAUUUUCAUUUUGUAUUAGCAAAGAUUUGACUGAACAUAUUUUGUAAUACAUCGGCUGGAAUUAACUUGUUUUGAUAUUUGAUGGAACUUACAUAAAACGUCAGAAAAGUACCAACAAUGACUGCCAACGAAAAACAUACGACAAAAAAGAAUUUCAUUGUGCAAGUCUCUUACUGUUUGCACUACUUUUAGAUAUGUUGUUGAUUGUUGUGAGAAAUAAUGCGAGUUUAGAAUGACUCAAAGGGUAUCAUUACCUUUAUACGACCCGGCGCCAUGUAUGCAUUUAUCUGAGCUCCGGGUGACUCCCAUAGAGUAGAGAUAUAUCUCUCCUCUAUGGUGACUCCGCGUCGAAGGUUGAGUUGCCGACAUUUCGACCAACAUCGCGGUCUUCUUCAGGGCCGUAGUGACCGCGAUAAGUCCGAUCACCUACGAUAUCGGUAUAUGCAUUGUAUAUAUGAGAUAUAAGUCUAAGAAGGAAAAAAUCGAAGUGAUUAUGCCAGCAAAAAACAAACGGAGAGAUCAACGUUUUUCGACACCUGAAGAAGCGGUUCAGAAAGCAUAUUUUGGAGAUACCUCAGAG
Messenger RNA from Gryllus bimaculatus (two-spotted cricket), 6384 nucleotides. The record is from the annotation of a GenBank genome assembly. Lineage: Eukaryota; Metazoa; Arthropoda; Insecta; Orthoptera; Gryllidae.